This is a messenger RNA of Schistocerca serialis cubense, 657 nucleotides long. RefSeq lists its product as uncharacterized. NCBI's taxonomy places the organism in Eukaryota, Metazoa, Arthropoda, Insecta, Orthoptera, Acrididae. The transcript has 7 exons. The coding region runs from base 1 to 657 and encodes 218 amino acids. The record is from RefSeq and is a predicted model, not a curated record.
AUGGAGAAGAUGGAGAAUGAGGAGGCAGUGAGUGAGAGUGACUUGGAGGCAUUUUCAUCUUCAGAAGUUACUCUCGGACCUAGCGUAUUGAGUAUAGAGAAGACGGAGGAUGAGGAGGCAGUGAGUGAGACUGACUUGGAGGCAUUUUCAUCUUCAGAAAUUACUCUCGGACCUAGCGUAUUGAGUAUAGAGAAGACGGAGGAUGAGGAGGCAGUGAGUGAGACUGACUUGGAGGCAUUUUCAUCUUCAGAAGUUACUCUCGGACCUAGCGUAUUGAGUAUAGAGAAGACGGAGGAUGAGGAGGCAGUGAGUGAGACUGACUUGGAGGUGCUCACACAAGAAUUGGUGUUUGCAAGCAGUGCCAGUGAACCAGAAAGUACUAUUCCUGUUCGCAUGGAAGACGACAAGAGAGACGAUGACAGCGGCUCUUCUGUGACCAGCGUCCGACUGGCUGCAGGAUCAAGCAACAGGAUGCAAUGCACCGCCAAGCGGGAAGCAUCCUGUGGGAAUGAAAUAGGUACAAGGAUUCUGGGGCACAGAUGCGGCUUCUGCAAGGAAAUGUUUGCCCAGUUGCAGGACCUGAAGGAGCACAUGCACAAGGACGGAUCUGCUGCGAGCAAUGCUGGCAGUGUAGAGCGCGCCGUGGAGGUCGCUUAA